Molecule: messenger RNA, 2032 nt
Organism: Myotis davidii
Lineage: Eukaryota; Metazoa; Chordata; Mammalia; Chiroptera; Vespertilionidae
Product: transmembrane protease serine 11G-like
Exons: 10
Coding region: 40-1299 (419 amino acids)
Biological process (GO): proteolysis
Cellular component (GO): extracellular region; plasma membrane
Molecular function (GO): serine-type endopeptidase activity
Source: RefSeq, a predicted model, not a curated record
GCAGCACGGAGGUGGAGGAGUGUGCAUUCUCAACAGUGUAUGAUGUAUCAGCCACCAAUACGAAGCAGAAGAACAAAUUCCUUGAAACCAUGGAUGAUUGCCCUUUUUGUUGCAGCUGUUGUGUUGGUUCUAGCAAUAAUCAUCGGUCUCCUUGUUUAUUUUUUGGCAUUUGAUCAGAAAAAGAUGCACUAUUUCCAAACGUCCUUCCAGAUCCCCAGUAUUGAAUAUAAUCCAGAUUUUUCAGUAGAGCACUCAAAAAUUAGGACUGACCUGAAACAAAAAAUCAAUGAUGAGAUUGAUAAAAUAUUUCAAAAUUCCAGUUUAAAUCAUCAUUACAUCGAAUCUCAUGUUGUCAACUUUAGGUCAAGUCAUGAUGGAUUGAAAACAGAUGUAUUGCUUAAAUUUCACUUUCUUCCUAACAAUGCAGAAACAGUAAAAAGUCAAGCUGCUAACAUUUUGCAUCAGAAGUUAAAAUUAAAUGAAAGCUUCUUGAAGAUAGAUACUUCAUUGCCUUAUCUUAAAGAUAUAAAUAAAAUACAAGCAGAGCACAUUCUGAACAGCGGUUGUGGUUUAGGGAGGGAGUCUCCAUCCAUGGAAAAAAUUGCUAAUGGUUAUAUUGCAAAGAAAGCUGAUUGGCCAUGGCAAGCCAGCCUGCAAAUGGAUGGCACCCACUAUUGUGGUGCCUCUUUGAUCAGUGAGGAGUGGCUCCUGACUGCAGCGCAUUGCUUUGACACUUACAAAAACCCCAAACUCUGGACGGCUAGUUUUGGAACCACUCUAAGCCCUCCGCUAAUGAGAAGAAGGGUGCAGUCAAUCGUCCUUCAUGAGAACUACGCUGCCCAUAAGCACGAAGACGACAUCGCGCUGGUGAAGCUCUCCACUCCCGUCCUGUUUUCCGAAGAUGUGCACAGAGUCUGUCUCCCGGAUGCUGCAUUUGAAGUCUUGCCUAAGAGUAAAGUGUUUGUCACCGGAUGGGGAGCACUGAAAGUAAAAGGUCCUUUUCCCAAUACUCUUCGACAAGUUGAGGUAGAGAUCAUAAGUAAUGACAGAUGUAAUGAAGUUCAUGUAUACGGUGGUGCUGUGUCAUCGGGAAUGAUAUGUGCUGGAUUCUUGGAAGGAAAACUCGAUGCCUGUGAGGGUGAUUCUGGGGGACCUCUGGUUAUAGCACGUGAUAGAAACAUCUGGUAUAUUAUCGGAAUAGUAAGCUGGGGAAUAGACUGUGGUAAAGAAAACAAUCCUGGAAUUUAUACAAAAGUGACUCAUUAUCGGGACUGGAUUAAAUCUAAAACUACUAUCUAAUGCAACAACCAUCUACCUCCAGCUGAAAAUGUCAUGUGUGGUGUCUAGGAAAUUGUGUCCAGUAUGUGUUUGCCAUGUAUGCUGUCAUUGAGGUCAAGGUGCAAAUAAGCAUGAUGUGACAACUCUUCCCUUAGAUGUGAGGAAAAGACAGGCUUUCUUUCACAUAAAGAAGUAUUUUGCUGAAGUGUUUUUCUGACCAUGAACAUACAAAAAACUGUCAUCUCUUCAAAGAUCCACCAUUGCUGCUGUGUUUCUAAUGACCUCCUUGUUCACCUUUCUAUCCCUACUAUACGCUUCUCAGUUUAGCAUAAUCCAGCAGUUUAAGUAGGUAAGUAGCAAUUGGCUAAGCAUUCUCUAUUUUUUUCCGCUGACAGAUCACACUGUCCUUCCCCUGACUCCACAGUUUUUAAUCUUCCUCAUCAAAUAGUUCUCAUUAGGAAUCUGUAGGUCCAUGUACUAGGCAAAUCAAGGUAAUUAGUUUUUUGGCCAAUGCUAACACAAAUGAUGGAGGGGCAUUAGACAUGAAGCCAGAACUUAAGAGAUGGCACUACUGUGAGUUCUUUCCCCUUUGCCCUCAGAUGCAUGUGUUACCUCUCUUUGAAAUUUGAAGAAAAACUGUCAUUUACAUUUACACCCAGAUUUUAAUUUCCUUAAACUACUACACUAAUCUUUACUUUUGAACAAUAACAAAAUAUUUGAAUCAGAAAGCAAGAGAACUGAAAAUAUUGCCUAG